UGUCAGUCUUCAUGAUGUAUAGGAGAGAGAGAGAGAGAUCUACUGAUCUAACUCAGCUGUAGAGCUGCAACAGAGCAGUAAAAAGCCUCAUACUAGACACAUAGCAAAUGUAUCUCAGUCCUAGAGCUUCAUUCCAGUGUUUCCCGUUACAGAAGCCAGAAGUGAAAACUGUUCUUCUGAGCCAACCCUGACUUCUCAACCCAGCCAGGGACUUUUUUACUUACUCAUAAUCAGGCGUGAUGGGAAUUUAUCCUGCGUCAUUUUCUUCUUCAGCAAAACACAAGAGGAGCAAAAUGGAGACGUUCACUUUUCUGCAUCUUCUGCUUUUGGCAACAGGUGCCGUGUCCUAUGUGUGUAAGCAUCCUGACCGGAAGUGCGGCAUUUCGGAUCAUCCGUACCACGUGCGUUUGGCUCAGCAGUUGCUGGAUGAUCCCGACAUUCUUCCUUUACUGGGGUUUGCUGAGUCGUUCCGGGUCUGCAGUGGGACUCUAGUACAUGAACAAUGGGUUCUGAGUGCUGGAGACUGUUACUAUGCAACAAACUUCUGGUACAGUGGACAGAAAGUAAAACCUUUAAAAGUCAGAUUCAUCUCCCGUGGUCAGGAACAUCAAGUGAUUCCAUAUGACAACAUUAAGAUGUUCAGAUAUGACUCGGAUGCUGAAAGCAUCAUGCUGGUUAAACUUCCUGAGCCUGUGAGGAACAUCGUCACUGCCCAGCUUCCAACAUCUUGCACUCGUCCAAACAUUGGAGAGAAGCUCGUUGGACUCAACUGUCAUUACUCGGAGUACUACUCAGGUAGAGACACGAAUUGUCCACUUUGUGUGGACCGCCACGUCACUAAAGCUUCUGAACCUUUCUUCUACGCCCCAGCCAUCAUGAGCGUCAGUCCAUUCUUCACCUGUCCAACUGACACUGGUGGACCCAUUCUGAGGAGAGAAGGUUCUGCUGAUGUUCUAUACGGAGUUGAAAUCUCUAGCAACAGGUUCAUGGACGUCUGUGCUGAUCCUGUCAGGCAGUGGAUCAGCGAGACCAUCGGUGAAGACUAAACCAGCUGGAUCUGGUUCCCUGAUGAACGACUCCAGCAGACGAUGCCAUCACAGAGCUUAUUACGCUGCAUUUCACUGAGGACUAUGUACUGCUUCUGCUCCCUGGCUCUCACGAUGCCUUAAACCAGCCGAUCUCGAACCAGCGCUCACGUUCACUCUAAUCCAGCUCCCAGUCCAGCUGUACCAGGGAUUCAGGCUCAUGUCCUACAUUUUCACACGUCUUUUAUUCUGUUCCCUGCAGUGGAUUUAUGGCAUUUGUGUGGUUUUAUUGACCAAAAUCAAUUCAUGCUUGCAACCACUUUAUAACAUCUUUAACAUCUGAUAUCAAACCGGCUGUUUUCGCUUUAGCUUUUUUAACUGAAAGAGUUCUAUCGACUCUCCGUUUCACUGAAAUGCAGCAAAAGCGCUUUCACUGUGUACAACCGAGAGUUACAUUCAUGUGUAUCAAUAAACAGAAUGCAAUGGAAAGUUUA
Molecule: messenger RNA, 1519 nt
Organism: Pygocentrus nattereri (red-bellied piranha)
Lineage: Eukaryota; Metazoa; Chordata; Actinopteri; Characiformes; Serrasalmidae
Product: trypsin-1-like
Exons: 5
Coding region: 240-1046 (268 amino acids)
Biological process (GO): proteolysis
Molecular function (GO): serine-type endopeptidase activity
Source: RefSeq, a predicted model, not a curated record